Messenger RNA from Prunus armeniaca (apricot), 225 nucleotides. The record is from the annotation of a GenBank genome assembly. Lineage: Eukaryota; Viridiplantae; Streptophyta; Magnoliopsida; Rosales; Rosaceae.
AUGAAGCUAGGCUGCAGGCAGCAGCUCAUGGUGGCUUGUUGCCUCAAGCUGUCGUCUCCCAACAGCACAACCAAUUUCAACAAGACCAAUCUGCACCAUUUCAUUACUACAACAUCCCUCCUCAAGCUUCACAUAAGAACAUUUUUUCCAUCAAUGGAUCCUCAAGGGGCAUGGCGGAAAGGAUUCCGGUUCAGAGUGGCAGCAACAGGAGCAGCAUUAUGUUGA